AGGGAGUGGGUAUUUCUGGACUGUUUCGACCGUUUGUGCUACACCCGCUCCUGAGUGGGGAUUUAAGGAUCAGGGAGUUUUUGAGAGGCUGAUUCUAGACAUCUAUCCGUAUUAGAGUCUUGUGGCACUUUGAAGGCUAACAGGCGCCCAACUCAUCAGAUGCAUGAAGGGCUGUCCUCUUUUGGCAGAUAUGGGGGGCGUGUUCUCGCGUUACUUUGCAUCUGUGUGCAAGUUGUUUGUACCUGUGUUCAGCUGCUCGUGAGAAAGAAUUUUCACGUGUUGAUUUUUAAAAAGUUAUUAUGGACAUCAGCAGAAUUGAGUGUAUCUUUUUCAGUGAAUUUCACCCAACACUUGGACCUAAAAUAACUUAUCAGGUACCAGAGGAUUUCAUUUCUCGAGAGCUCUUUGAUACAGUUCAAGUAUAUAUCAUCACCAAACCUGAACUUCAGAACAAGCUCAUUACAGUUACAGCUAUGGGGAAAAAGCUAAUUGGUUGUCCAGUUUGCAUUGAGCAUAAAAAAUACAGCCGGAAUGCCUUGCUCUUCAACCUUGGCUUUGUUUGUGAUGCUAGAGCUAAGACCUGUGCCCUGGAGCCUAUAGUGAAGAAACUGGCUGGUUAUCUUACCACUCUUGAGCUUGAGAGUGGCUUCAUUUCCACUGAUGAGAGCAAACAGAAGUUGAUACCCAUCAUGACCAUCCUCCUUGAGGAACUGAAUGCCACUGGCAAGUGUACUCUGCCUAUAGAUGAAUCAAACACCAUUCACCUAAAAGUGAUUGAACAACGCCCAGAUCCCCCCAUUGUACAGGAAUAUGAUGUUCCUGUCUUCACCCAAGAUAAGGAUGACUUCUUCAAUUCACAAUGGGAUCUCACCACUCAGCAGAUUCUUCCAUACAUUGAUGGAUUUCGGCAUGUUCAGAAAAUCUCAGCUGAAGCAGAUGUAGAGCUCAAUUUGGUUCGCAUUGCCAUCCAGAACCUCUUAUACUAUGGAGUAGUGACUCUAGUUUCCAUACUUCAGUACUCGAAUGUAUAUUGUACCACGCCUAAAGUCCAGGAUCUGGUGGAUGAUAAAUGUCUCCAAGAUGAAUGCCUCUCUUAUGUCACAAAACCAGGUCACAAGCGAGCCAGUCUGAGAGAUGUUUUCCAGCUCUACUGUGGGCUAAGCCCUGGCACAACUGUACGAGAUCUUAUUUGCCGCUAUACCCUACAGCUCCAGAGAGUAGAUGAAAGGAAGCUCAUCCAGUUUGGUCUGAUGAAGGGCCUUAUUCGACGGCUCCAGAAGUAUCCUGUGAAAGUAGCCCGAGAUGAAAGAAGUCAUUCAGCCAGACUGUACACAGGUUGUCAUAGCUAUGAUGAGAUCUGCUGUAAAACAGGGAUGAGCUAUCGAGAAUUGGAUGAAAGGCUGGAGAAUGAUCCCAAUAUAAUUGUUUGCUGGAAAUGAGUCUCUCCAAGAAAGGGGAUGAUUACUCAUCGUGUCCUAUUGUGCUGCUUAGAACUGCUCAGGAUUUCUUCAGAAGUCAUUAAAAGUAACAUAACUGAAAUUGUGUGGUACGGUAUGAUGCACCUUUUUCAGACCUGUGGUGCCUGGAACAAGUGAGCUAGAUGGACUUGGAUUUCUUUGGAUUGUUUUGUUAAGAUACAGCACAGAUCACAUUUCUCUUGACACAACACACAAAUAUAUGUGUAUCAAGAAGCUCUGGUGUUCACUGAAAAAAAACAAGCUUUGCAAGGCUGCAAAGUAGAGCAGUGGGGCAAGCAAGUGCUUAACCUGUUCCUUGCUGCCCAUUUUUGUGCUUCAGUCCCCCUAUGAGGUUCCAGAUGUGUGUUUAGAAGGAUCAAAUAUCUGCUGUUAUAAUUCUAGCAGUAUCAUGUUAUAGUAACAAGGACGCAUAUGCUUCCUUUCUUCAGGUAAAAUAUUGAAGGGAAAAGUUUUGUAACAAACUUGUACAAAUAAAGGUGGAAAUAUAAUUAGAUUGGUUGUAAUUGUGUUGGUGCCUAUUAUUCUAAGUACUUCCUAUGGAUUAUUGCUAAUGAGAAGAAUUAUGGGCAUCGUUCUGUAUUUUAUAAACCUAUAUUGGUUAAAAUCAUUUUUCUGUGCAAUCAAGAAUAAAAAUGUAGCAGCAAUAGAUAGGGGAGCCAAGCAUUGGUGCUUGCAGUGAAAUAAAAGUGGUCCUUGUUUUAUCA
This is a messenger RNA of Rhineura floridana, 2182 nucleotides long. It is a transcript of the gene NPRL2, whose product is annotated as NPR2 like, GATOR1 complex subunit. The transcript is spliced from 12 exons. Gene Ontology annotation, molecular function: GTPase activator activity. Lineage: Eukaryota; Metazoa; Chordata; Lepidosauria; Squamata; Rhineuridae. The record is from RefSeq and is a predicted model, not a curated record. Gene Ontology annotation, biological process: positive regulation of autophagy; cellular response to amino acid starvation; negative regulation of TORC1 signaling. Gene Ontology annotation, cellular component: GATOR1 complex; vacuolar membrane. The coding region runs from base 300 to 1439 and encodes 379 amino acids.